GUUGGAAGCAAGACAAAUGGGUGCUUGCAUACUAUGCUUUAGCUAUUCUCACAAUGUUAUGGUCUACCACAACAAUGAUCCAAGCUCAAGUUUAUGUUAUCAGCGAGACGAUAGCACAGUGGUAUUUCUGCAAAGAUGAUUCCAGUUCCAAAAAGAGCAUAAGAAGAUCCAUCAGAAAUGCUUUCGGUCCAUCUUCAGGCACACUAUGUUUUUCUGGGUUGAUUGUCUGUGUUGUCCGUGUGGUGAGGGCCGUGGUAGACAAUGCAAGACAAGAGGCUCCUGGCAUUGUAAACCUCUCUCUUAAGUUCUGUGCAAACACCCUUCUGUCAACAGUUGACUUUCUAAACAAGUUCACAAUAAACUUUGCUGCCGUUACUGGCGAAUCCUAUUGCACUUCUGCCAAGAUGACAUAUGAACUUCUAGAACGUAACCUGCUGUCAGCAGUCGUUGUGGAGAUUGUCUCCACCCGUAUUCUUGCUGGAAUUUCUUUCGUCCUUUCUGCAAUAUAUGCGAUAGUGGUUUGUGCUGUAUUGAAAGCUGGAUUUCACAUAGGAGUAGAUGCAUACUUUGUUGCUGCCAUGGCAUGGGUUCUUCUGAUCGUGGUUCUCGGAUUAUUCAUCCAUGUGUUGGAUAAUGUAAUUGAUACUGUAUAUGUGUGCUACGCAAUAGAUAGAGACAUGGGAGAGACGAGUAAGCGGGAGGUCCAUCAUGUGUAUGAUCGCCUCCCAAUCAGUAGAAGUAGAUCACCUUAUGCUGCCCAAAAUCCUUCGGCUUCGACUGUAUAAACCAACCACAACCCCCUUUUAAAAUGGGUUUCUGUUGUAACUUUGAAUGUUGGGGGGUCAUGAAUUCAUGAUAUGAAUAAUUAUCUGCCGGAAAGUAAGUGUGUUAUUACGGACCGACUGCCCCUUGACUCCCUCCCUGAUGUAGGACAUGGACUUUUUCACGAAUAAGAGUAGACUAAGUAGUCGAACACGCUCAUUGUUUACGCACAGGUAGGUCUCCAUGUUUGGCAUCUCAUCAACUGUUGCACUUUUGCAUUACUUUAGUGAACACUGUUAUCAUGGAAAUUAUUUUAAAACUGCUUCAGCGCUUAAUUUGUGCUAGAAGGGUUCAAUGAUUUACACAGUUCAUUCUUUGUUA
Messenger RNA from Cuscuta epithymum, 1143 nucleotides. The record is from the annotation of a GenBank genome assembly. Lineage: Eukaryota; Viridiplantae; Streptophyta; Magnoliopsida; Solanales; Convolvulaceae.